Molecule: messenger RNA, 1296 nt
Organism: Zasmidium cellare ATCC 36951
Lineage: Eukaryota; Fungi; Ascomycota; Dothideomycetes; Mycosphaerellales; Mycosphaerellaceae
Exons: 1
Coding region: 1-1296 (431 amino acids)
Biological process (GO): secondary metabolite biosynthetic process
Molecular function (GO): FAD binding
Source: RefSeq, a predicted model, not a curated record
AUGGCGGCCAAGCCUCCAUUCAACAUCGCCAUAAUCGGCGGCGGCCUCUGCGGCAUCUCCCUCGCCAUCGCCCUCAAAGCCCGCCACAUCCCCUUUACAAUCUACGAAGCGCGCUCCUCCUUCACAGAGAUUGGCGCGGGCAUCAACGUCGGCCCCAACGGGAUCAAAUCCCUCCGCGCCAUCGACCCCUCCCUCGGCGAGAAAGUCUACCAGCUCGCGACACGAAAUCCGGAACCCUAUCAGGAUGUGUGGAUGUAUUUCAAGUACGGCGCGGAUUGCGGGGAGGGGCGGAGGGAUGGGGAGACGAUCUGGACGUUGAUGGCGCCGCCGACGGGGACGAUGACGAUGCAUCGGCAGGAGUUUCUGGCGGCGCUGGCGGGGGAGAUGGGGAUGGAGAAUGCGAGGUUUGAGAAGAAGCUUGUGGGGUAUGAGCAGGGGGAUGGGGAGGUGGUGAUGAGGUUUGCGGAUGGGACGGAGGAGAGGGCGAGUUUGAUGGUGGGGUGUGAUGGGAUUCAUUCGAGGGUGAGGGCGUUGAUGUUUGGGGAGGGGAAUCCUGUUUCAAAGGCGCACUUCAAUCACGAUGGGGCGUAUCGCGCGGUGAUUCCGAUUGACAAGGCGAUUGAGGCUGUUGGGGAGUCGGCGAGAUAUGUGCAGUGCCAUCUGGGGCCGAACGGCUACUUCAUCAUGUACCCCGUAAACGGAGGCACGAACGUGAACUGUGGAGCGUGGAUUCAGAAGCCUGAGCCUUGGGAGAGGGAGGAGUGGCUCGUUCCUGAUCAGGGAAAGCAGUUUCAGGAGGAUAUGAAGGAUUGGGGUGAGAGAGUGCACAGAGUGAUGGAGUACUUCGACCCGAACCCGAUUUUCUGGGCGCAGCAUUCGCAUAAAGUACAGCCGGAUUCGUUCCAGCGAGGACGGGUCAUUCUCAUUGGCGAUGGAGCGCACGCUAUGCCUCCCCAUAAUGGAGCCGGGGCUUCCCAGGCAGCGGAAGAUGCGUAUAUUCUAUCCGAGGUCUUGAUCUCCUUGGUACGCAAUGGCGAGCCUUCUGACACAGAUGUAAAGGCAGCCUUGACUGCUUUUGAGGAUGUGCGUCGACCGCGGGUGGACAGGGCUCAUCGAUCCAGUGUCAACACCGGUCCCGAAUGGUACGGCUUCCAUGAGCGAAGGUUGGAAGGACCUGAGCUGGAGGAAAUGAUCAAAAGCAUGCAUGCAAGGUUCGACUGGCUAUGGGGCGUCGAUAUUGAAAACGAAGCACAGAAGGCGAAGGAUCAGUUGAAGGAGUUGCUUGCCAAAUUAUAG